ACUCAGUCAGGGUUAUUUUCGUAAUUUCCUGACGCCUGUCUGUAUAUAUCAGCUGCCUCCAAAACCCUAAAACUACCAAACUUCCUCCAAAACCCUAAAACAGCCGCGCCAAAGGUGAAUUGAGUUUCUUGAGCAAGCAAUGGCUCCUCUUGCUAAAGCUGGUGCUGCAAAGAAGGCUGAUCCCAAGGCGCAGGCCUUGAAGGCUGCCAAGGCAGUGAAAUCGGGUGGAUCAACCUUAAAGAAGAAGACCAAGAAGAUCCGAACAUCCGUCACAUUUCAUCGUCCAAAGACCCUGAAGAAAGAAAGAAACCCCAAGUACCCUCGUAUCAGUGCGCCCCCGAGGAAUAAGCUAGACCACUAUCAGAUUCUCAAAUAUCCCCUCACGACCGAGUCUGCCAUGAAGAAGAUUGAAGACAACAACACUCUGGUUUUCAUUGUUGACCUCCGUGCAGACAAGAAGAAGAUCAAGGCCGCAGUCAAGAAGAUGUACGACAUUCAGACCAAGAAAGUGAAUACUCUGAUCAGGCCUGAUGGAACCAAGAAGGCAUAUGUGAGGUUGACGCCAGACUACGAUGCCUUGGAUGUAGCAAACAAGAUCGGCAUCAUCUAAUUCUGAGAUCUCGAGUCAUCUUUCUUGGUUUAGAGGUCUUGUUUUUUAUUUUUGGUAAUUUGGUUUUUUAAGUAGUCUUAUGCAGUUUUGGUUGGAACCUUCGGAGAGAGAGAUUGGUUUACUUAUUGAAGAAAAUGUUGUUUUUUCUUUUGCCAGAUUUGAUGAUCUUUCCAAUCAGUUUUUUUUUUUUU
Messenger RNA from Magnolia sinica, 801 nucleotides. Its product is annotated as large ribosomal subunit protein uL23-like. NCBI's taxonomy places the organism in Eukaryota, Viridiplantae, Streptophyta, Magnoliopsida, Magnoliales, Magnoliaceae. Gene Ontology annotation, molecular function: structural constituent of ribosome; rRNA binding. Gene Ontology annotation, cellular component: ribosome; cytosolic large ribosomal subunit. The coding region runs from base 140 to 610 and encodes 156 amino acids. The transcript is spliced from 4 exons. Gene Ontology annotation, biological process: translation; ribosomal large subunit assembly. The record is from RefSeq and is a predicted model, not a curated record.